Molecule: messenger RNA, 942 nt
Organism: Mesorhabditis spiculigera
Lineage: Eukaryota; Metazoa; Nematoda; Chromadorea; Rhabditida; Rhabditidae
Source: the annotation of a GenBank genome assembly
AUGAAUGGUCCCCAAAAGCGAAAAGCUGGUUCGGGCUAUUACGAUCCAAAGAUGGCUGCGGUCGCUGUGCCGAGAAGGUCCGAGGCGUAUAUAAGGAAAAUACCGGUCGACGUUGAUGACUAUUUUCCCACUAGAAUUUCGAGGGAUCUUCGUAAGAAGAUUGUACCCCCGAAACGGAAGUACUCUGUGCGAUCGCUACCACACGCUAACGAGCUUGGCGAGGUGUCUGACAGCGAGACGGAAGGCAGUGAAUCAUCGAACACCCGUUCUUCCGAUGCCACGCAGAAUACAACCAUAUCCGAUAUGGCCAUGGUGGAGCCGGAGCACAAAAUAUGCGACUUCCGAGACAUCAGCCUCGAAACACCUAAAGGCAGGAAUGGGGUGGAUGCGAAGCGCCAUUCUUACAGGCGGAGUCGAGAGUUGAUCGUGCUCGGCCCUUCGCCGACAAGCAGCGUCUCUCGUGAAGUCCAUUUCCAUGAAGCCCUGACGCAACUUGAGGAGCAGGAAGAGCGCAGCAACAGUCCUGUCGAGUCUCUUGUCGAGCCGCCACCUGAACUGGAAUGUGAACCGCCGAUCGAGAAAACUAUAGUUGAAGCUCGGCUCCGUGUCAUCCCGGAGAUGCCUCGCUAUAGCUUUGCCAAAAGCUCGCCUUUCUUCGAGGCUGAUGCCAUGACGCCUGAGGCGGCUGUCAGCAGCGCUGCCGGUGACCAUGGUGUUCGCAAGACGGUCUUGAUGGCAAACCUAACGCGAGAACAACUCGACCGAUACGAUGCUUGCACGACAGCCAAUUUUUCCUCGGAUAUGAUGCAAGAUAUAAUCCAGAAGCACUGUGACAUCAUGAUCGGUCCGAGCAUAGCCGAGGUUAUUGGCGCAGUGGCAAAGACGUUUCUCGGUGAACUCGUCGAGGAGGCCAUGCGGGCACGCCACGAGCACAUCAAGUCC